AUGGCUUUUGUACAGCAGCUUCUUUUCAGCCCUUCGCUUUCCGAUUCUGACAGGCAAGGUGCUCUAGAUCGAAUACAUGCUGAUCCAGGUAUCCCAAACCCUGUCUGUACCACCUCAUCCUUCUGGUUGAAGAAUCCACAUCCAACUUUAUCUAAGGCACAAUCAAAAAGUCUCCCAGAGCAAGCAGAAAUCGUCGUUAUCGGCUCSGGRAUCACAGCAGCAUCGGUCGCACAUACUUUGCUUGUGAAUAAAAAUCCGGAAGACUUUAGCUCAAUUGCAAAAAAAGUUGUAAUUCUUGAAGCCCGAGAUUUUUGCAGCGGGGCCACUGGCCGCAAUGGAGGACACGUUCUGGAGACUGCGGAUGACUAUAUGGAGCUAGAAGAGACGUUUGGACCAGAUACUGCCAAAUCAAUCAUGAAAUUUCGCCUUUCCCAUCUUCAGACCAUCUUGGGUGUCGCCGAUAAGCUAGGAAUCGCCGAGUCAUCCCAGGCGCGUAAAGUACAAUUCCUCAGCGUUUACUUUGAGGAGGAAACUUGGGCAGCGGCGAAAGAACGACUCAAACGAUUCAAGGAUGCGAUGCCUGAGGAUUCCAAAGAUUGGGUCAUCCAUGAAAAGCCACUGCCAAAGAAUUUCAAACUUGAAAGUGCUACUGGAGUAAUUUCAGGACCAGCGGCAGCCCUGUGGCCAUACAGAUUCGUUACAGGGGUUUUUGACUCCUUAACUCAGCAAUUUCCGAACACACUUUCAAUCGAAACGAAUACUCCUGUAACAGGGAUUACGAAAUUAUCAUCCUCCACGGAAGCUGCUAAUCUUUCUUUCACCGUUGAAACCCCUCGAGGAGCAAUAAAGUGCCGACAUGUCAUACACUGCACAAACGGUCAUGUAGGCCAUCUCGUACCACAAUUAAAGGGAUGCAUAUAUCCCGUGCGCGGUCAAAUGUCCGCUCAAAACCCAGGAGAAGCCUUCCCAGCUUACGGCCAAAAACAUUCCUGGUUGAUGAACUACGAUACUGGCUUUGACUACUUGACUCAGCUCCCUCAAAAUGACGGCCUUGGUCUUUCCAAUGGUGAGAUGAUGCUCGGAGGCGGGUUUGCGCAGGGCAGAAAAAGUGGGAUUGCCGAUUUGGGAAUUCCAACCGAUGAUGAACUCUCCUUGGAUUGCAACAUUCAUCUAAGGGGUGCCUUGCCUGCAAUAUUCGGCAAUCAAAACUGGGGGAAAAUUCAUCCUGAUCCUGUCAAGGCUAUGUGGACUGGUACCAUGGGUUUCAGUGCUGAUGGAUUGCCUUGGGUUGGCAAGCUGCCCUUCUCAGAUACAAGUAGCAGCAAGGAUGAAGACAAAGAAGGACUGACGAAAGGGGCACAAUGGAUCUCUGCCGGGUACUCUGGGGAUGGUAUGGUGCAAGCCUGGCUUUGCGGUCAGGCUCUCGGAACAAUGAUUCUUCAAAACGAUACUGAGAUUAAAGCGGAAGGCAUAUUGGACUGGUUUCCUGAGCAGAUGCGGGUGACCGAGCAGAGGAUCUCGAAGUCGAUGCUCCCUCGACAUCUCACCCUAGCCCCAAAUAAACUUUAG
Messenger RNA from Talaromyces amestolkiae, 1569 nucleotides. RefSeq lists its product as uncharacterized. Bases 1 to 1569 code for a protein of 522 amino acids. Gene Ontology annotation, cellular component: cytoplasm. NCBI's taxonomy places the organism in Eukaryota, Fungi, Ascomycota, Eurotiomycetes, Eurotiales, Trichocomaceae. Gene Ontology annotation, molecular function: oxidoreductase activity. The record is from RefSeq and is a predicted model, not a curated record. The transcript has a single exon.